Molecule: messenger RNA, 2640 nt
Organism: Lagopus muta (rock ptarmigan)
Lineage: Eukaryota; Metazoa; Chordata; Aves; Galliformes; Phasianidae
Gene: DTHD1
Product: death domain containing 1
Source: RefSeq, a predicted model, not a curated record
AUGUCUAAGUUUUUACCUUUUUAUAGCUUUCAUAGCAAAAUUCACUUGGUUACCUACUUUUUUUCCUCAGAAUAUCAUGAUGUUAUGGAUUGUCUGCAGAAAAUGAAGGACUACUUGACAAAUACAGUUUCACACCUUCAAGAGGCCAAAAAUAAAUUUCGUGGAGCUAUCUGCCAACAAGAUGAUGUUUCUCAGAUCCAGGCUGCUCAAUAUGCUUUUGUAGAAACUAGAGUAUGUAAUUUUGAAAGAGAAGCAAAGCAAUCUGCGCAGGCAUCCUCUAGUUCCAGCCAGAGAUAUCAGAGAACUCCUUCCUCAAGCAAGAUAGAAAGUCAGAACAUUAAUCAAGUUCAUCCACAUGAAAUUAAAACUGUGAAAAAAGAAACUGUUGCAUCAUUAGCUGAAAAUAUAUCUGUCAGAGAACAGGAAGUUAGCAGAGAACCUCCAACAAGAAAAGAAGAUGGUGAAUACAGAGUGCUAACGUCUAUUUCAGAGAAAAUAGAUAAUAAUGGAAGAGAUAAACCUCACAGAGAUGGCUCUUCUCCUGAAAAAUAUCCACAACUGACUUGUCAAGAUGAUCUUAUGGACAGUGGAGAAAGUAUUUCAUCUCGGUCAUCAAUGGAUACUCAUGACAGAACUGUCAGAAAUCUUUCUGAACAGGAGAAAGAACUGACAUUGACAGAGCAAAUGAAAGACAAUAAAAAGGAAAGAAAUUAUGAUUUGUAUAGGAAUGAUCUACUUACUGUCACAUCUUCAGCACAAACCAGUGAUCUUAAUGCUGCAAUUCCUUCAAUGAGUGAUUCAGAAGAUGUGCAAAAAUAUAGGCACUGGUUAAACAAGGAAUUUGUAAUGGAACAGAGUGGUAGGAGUGAACAUAAAAUAGUUUGCUUUAUUAAAGCUCCUGCAACUGCCCUGGAGAAUCUGACUUGUACGAUAGUCAAUGACACAAGUUCCAUGGUGGUGGAUGAUUUUGAGGAGCUGGUCAGCAAUGUCAUCAGUGUUGAAUGCUCUGAUUAUGAGAAAACUAUCCCUUUUCCUAUUAACAUUGCAAUCCCAUUUACUUCACGCUUCAGAGGAAAUUACCGGGAGAUUAUGGUGAAGGUGACAGACAUGAACUUUCAAUCAAAUUACUUAACUCCCAUUUCUCUGGAAGGAUACCACGGAAACCACAAGGAAACAUUUGCGGAAGUGAAAGUUUAUCAGCUGGGUGUUUUUUCUGUGUUGUCAUGUUUAAAGAAAGAAAUAUUUACCGUUCCAACAGCAGGACUCUCACAAAACCUGAGCAUGGAUUCUAGGAUCUCUUUCUAUUACCCUUCAGAAACGUUCACUUCUCCAGCAACCGUGAUGUUAAAGAUUCAUCCAAUUGAGCCAUCACUAAUUUCCACACUGAAGGCAAAACAUGACAUGUACCUCUCAGUGGUAUCUACCAGUGCACUGGUUUAUGUCCACCAUCCUUCAGCCCAACCAUUUAACAACUCAGUCACCAUUACUCUACCCUGUCCUCCAAACCCAGAAAAAAAAAGGCAGGAGGAGGAGACAGAGCAAGUGAGAGCCAUUGCUGCUACAGUAAAGAGAGUUGCUGCCGCAUACCAUCCUCGGGCUAUGAGUGCUUCUUUGAGAAAGAAUGGAGAGAGUUUCAGCGACACUUUCAAAUUAUUAGGUCACAGAAACAAAGAUGAGUGGAUGGUCUUUGAUGAUAUUGUUAUCCGGAAUGCACAGAAUGGUCUUGUGUCAUUUGAUCUCAAUGAACAUUUAGAAAGCUUUGUGGUCAUUCGGCUUUCAUUCCUCUUGGAAAACACUUAUCUCCUCCUCUUUGCUCAGGCUCUGGAAGAAGCUGUUUGUAGCACAAUGUCAAAUGUGAUAAUGUAUCGGAAAAGAGAAAACCCAUAUAAAAUAAUAGUUUUACUAACUGCAUCCAAGGAAUUGACCUGGGAAAUUCAAAAUCUCCAUGAAGAAGGCUACUUUGGUCCCCCAGAACCUACACAGCAGUUUCCUUUAAGAGAAGGAGAGCAGAUUCAUUUUCAAUUUAGAGGCAAUAUAUUUGCUUCAGAAAAUGGAAAAGAUUUUGGAAAAGCCUACAGGCUGAUUUUUCAUUCACAAAGAAAGCCCAGACUAGAACUCCGUAUUAAAGAACUGGAUGAGUUUGGUAACCACAGCUCCCCUCACUACAAAGGAACAGCAGUGUUUUACAAAAUUACCAGAGGGAUGAUAACCAAGGAAUGGAAACAGCCCUUGCAACUCUGUAAUUAUCAACACCAGUCUCCACUGUGCAAAUUACCACUAACAUUACCAAAGCAUGAAAAGUUGAUCAACCGUCCACAAAGCACAAAAAGAAUUUUUUGUGAUUCAUCAGAGGCCCUUUGGGACAACUUGCUGCACUGGCUUGCGGAAGAGCUUGCAGAAGAUAAUACAUCACUGAAUGCUUUACGCUUGCCUGUUCGGCGGAGCGUGCCUCAGCUUGUUAGGCUGAAGUGCCCUGAUAAUUUAAUACACCAUAACUAUGAGCUUCUUUGCUGCUGGCAAAAGACCCUUCCAAGGUCGGCUGACAAACAGCAGCUCCUGUCUCGCUAUUUGCAGAAGAGUGGCAGAAGGGAUCUUUCAGAAGAACUUCGUUUUAAGUGGGAAAACAAAGUGUUCACUUGA